AAAAUUUGCAAAAACUACCUUUGCGUGCGCAGAUCAGUAUAUAAAAAGGGUUUGAGUACUGCAGGAACAUAUCAUUCACUCACCAGCAGUCGACAUGCGUUUAUCGAAGAAAUUAUAUAAAUUGAAGUAUUACUUGAGGAAGACAUGGAAAGAGGAGCUAAGAAAGGCAGAAACCAUAAAAAAUUACUCUCAGAGAGAGCUGGACGAGAUUCUGCAAGUGCGUCUGCAAAAUAGGAAGGAACACGCAAAAUCCGUUGAAAGCGCGGAGAAGUUGCAUCACGCCGAAAUGACUUCAAUGCGAAAGGAGCAGAACGAGCAAGUUGAGAAUGCGUAUGAAAAACACGAUGAUAUCUACAAGGAUCAAAAUUUGGAGAGUUGGUCAUCGCCGCAGCAAUUCCAGCGCGUCUCCGCUCAAAUGGAGAUAAAUCGGAAGCUGCACGCAGAGAUGUUGCAGGUGCUGCUUGGCGAGAAGAAGAAAGCCGAGGAGGAGCUGCGACAGAAUGCUGAAGUCAUCAAGGAGCUGGAGAUGAGUAGAGAAAGCCAACAAAACGAUUUAGUUGAAAAUGACAUGGCGAUAGAGACCUUGAUCCAAGAUAAAUACGAGUACCUCCUUCAACAAAUUGACGAAUCGGAAUCCGUGGACGAGGAGUUGGAGUUAAAGAAACGCUUGGAGCGCCUAAAUUUCAGCGACUAACUUCUCGAAAUAGUGAAUCUUCGAUCCUUUUCGGAUAUUUUCCACUAUUUUCUUAAACACCACGUACUUUUAAUUUAACUA
Messenger RNA from Nicrophorus vespilloides, 775 nucleotides. RefSeq lists its product as uncharacterized. NCBI's taxonomy places the organism in Eukaryota, Metazoa, Arthropoda, Insecta, Coleoptera, Silphidae. The transcript is spliced from 4 exons. Bases 95 to 694 code for a protein of 199 amino acids. The record is from RefSeq and is a predicted model, not a curated record.